This is a messenger RNA of Seminavis robusta, 863 nucleotides long. The record is from the annotation of a GenBank genome assembly. NCBI's taxonomy places the organism in Eukaryota, Bacillariophyta, Bacillariophyceae, Naviculales, Naviculaceae.
CUACAAAUGGUCUUGAGGUAAGACAGUUUCAACAAUUGCCCAAGCGUUUCACAAAGUUCUCGGGAAGCCUACUCACAACCGCGCAACCGCGAUCACCGGUUGAAUCAUUCUUUGUGUUUUUUUGGAUCGCACUGCAACCAUCACUCACAACGAGCACAAAUCCAUCUUUUCGACCACCUUGAGAGAUCUCCGAAUAGAUAGACGAGGUAGCAUAUCAGGUAUAUCGAUCCCACAGCACACACGAUCUCUCUCUCUCAUUCAGUUAGCCAACCGAAGUGAUCCCAAUCAUCAGCAUCUCUGCCGUUUCCAGUCUCUUUAGCUCUCUCUCUCUCUCAUCUGGACCCAACCUUUCAAUCCCAUCUUUGGCUGCAUCGCAUCCCAUCACCUCUCCAUCACUGUGUUCCCCAUCACAGCUCCAUCCACUGCAGUACUGUACCCCACAAAGGCAGUCAGUCACCCAGUCCAUCCAACUUGUUAUAAAACACUGACAAUAGCAUGUCCGGCAGCCACCCUCAUCCGAACGGCAACGGCCAAUCCGGCAAUGGCAGUAACGGUCUUCAGUUCCAACCUGGCGUGGACGAUCCCAACAAGCUCAAGCGAUUUCUCGUGGGCGUCGUGGAACAGUACAACACGCUCAAGCAAGGAGGACCGUUGACCAAUGGUGGCGCUGGUAUGAAUAAUGGUGGUAUGAAUAAUGGCAAUAAUAAUAAUGGAGCCAUGGCAGCGCAAUUGGCAGCUCUGAAUGCGGCACAAGGAGCGGGAGGUGGCAUGUCCCAUCAGAUCGCAUGAUGAUGGCCAUGAUGGCGCAGCAGCAACAACAAGCCAGCAACAAGCCAACAGCAGCAAGCCAAAUGCUUGCCGCU